This is a messenger RNA of Bursaphelenchus okinawaensis, 2390 nucleotides long. The record is from the annotation of a GenBank genome assembly. Lineage: Eukaryota; Metazoa; Nematoda; Chromadorea; Rhabditida; Aphelenchoididae.
AUGAACGACGAGAAGAAAGGUAAGAUCGGAUUAGAGAGAUCGCAAUCAAUAAUUUUUGUUGUUUUUCGUUGAGUGGAAAAAACAAAAAUUUUCUUGUUUCAUCCUUCAGGAAUUCAAUACUUCGUGUUUCAGAUGGAUCGGAGGUAGUGAAUUGUGCGGAUUUGAACUUGAAAGAGACCAAAUUUGCUAGUUUAAAUAAUUGUCGACAAGAAGCAUCGACCUCCGCCAGUUGUUCUACUUUGCCCAGACAGAUUCGCUUCUCAGAGACGUCGCCCACUGUCAAAACGAGUUCUCCUAGACCACAGGUGGACGGGAAGCCGAAUAUGGUUCGGCUGACCAUGCCCACCCACAAUAUUCCACAUGUCUGGUCUGACAAACGGUGCAAGAAUCCGAAUAAACGCAAAUGUGGAGUUUGUGGAGGAACGAUGGGCUUCUUCUCGACCUACGAGAAAUGUAGAAGUUGCAAGUAUGUUUUAUAUUGUGAAACUUAAAAGUUUAGUUGUUGAUUGUACUUGUAAUGUGUGAGUUAAGUUUUUCUUGCUUAGCAUUUUUUUGUGAUUGUAGUUUAUUAAGAACAAUUUUUGAAAUUUUAGGUAACAAAUGUAUGUAUAUUUUUUUAGUUUUGAUUUAAUUUGGUAUUUUUCAGAAUUUGUGUGCACAUUGAAUGCAAACCACGUGUACAAGAUAACUGUGGUUUAACAUCUAAACAUUUUAAAGAAAUCCUAACACAUAUGGUAAUAUCAGCACGUCAAGUAAGUGUUAUUAUUCGUUUUAUACGAAGUUUAGGAUAAUUGGGCUUCGCCUAGCAUCGGUACGUCAAAAUCGAUGAAUGACAUGCCUGUGAUCCAGUACAACGAAGUUCAGACACCUACGGUUGCUGACAGUUCAUCUUCAACCAACAGUUCUGCCCCAUCAACGCCUGCUUUUGUAAAUCAGGUGGGGCCGGUGCCAACAAUAGCUGUUCAUCCUCCUUCUACUUCAACUACAGCCUACGACCGAUUAGCUGCACCUCCAAGAACAGCAGACCUGCCCUCACGGUCAAAACAGUUCACGUUCCCUGAUGUUCCAAAUUCUUCUGGAAACGAGUCGGAUUCAGCGCAUUCAACCACUAGUAAUGGUACUAUCCACUUUGGUGGACAUAAGUGGGACAGACGGGCUUGGAACAUGUUUACGAUAAGACACGGAUCAAUGUCCUGGAAAGACGUCACUAUACCCAUCAAGGACAUUAUCAUUAACAAGAUUAUUGGAAGUGGCAGAUUCGGCGACGUAAGUUUUUUGUAAACUUUGAAAAGUAUUUCUGAAAAUUAGGCACUUUUUGUCUUUUAAAUUUAAGUAACUUCAGUUGAAACACAAUUAUUAAUUUAGGUAUAUGAUGUUGAGCACUUUGGUACGGUAGCGAUAAAGUUUCCUCACAUGGAUCACGUAGACCCAGAAAAGCGAAUCGAAGCUUUUAAACAAGAAACAGCUUGUUUCCAAAACGCUCGGCAUGAGAAUCUGAUAUUCUUUGUUGGCUACACAAUGGACGCGAGUAUGUUAGGUGUGGUCACAGAAAGAAUAAGAGGACCAUCCUUAUAUACCAUCAUUCAUGAGGACAGUUUGAGCCAUAGGAUAGACUUCAACGACAUUCUCGACUACGCCAAACAGAUUUGUCAGGUUAGUUAAUUUAAUUUCUGGUUUUGGUAAUUUUUAGUUUAGUACAACUUAUUGGUUUGAAAUAUAUAUUUUUAGGGAAUGUCCUAUUUGCACACCAAGAACAUUGCUCACAAAGACUUAAGGACGAAGAAUAUAUUUGUUGAGAACAGAAAGGCCGUCAUAACAGAUUUUGGACUGUUCAAUAUCAAGAGACUAGCUUAUCCUAAAUGGUAAGUCUAUGACAGUUUUUUGGGGUAAAACAAGAUUGAUUAUAAAUGCCUAAUUAAGCGUUGUAUAAUGUUUAUUUUAUAAUCUACCUUUCAGUACUCAUGGCUUCCUAGUACCUAUAAAUUGGGUCAGUUACCAAGCUCCAGAAGUACUGCGAUCUCUUACACCAAGCCUUGAUCCUAUCUACUUCAACGAGAAAACAGAUGUGUAUUCGUUUGGGUAAGUGAUUUCUGUGAUGAUGUUUGAGGUUUAGAACUGUUUGGUACGAGUUGAUAGCUCAAAAGUUUCCGUUCAAUAAUCUCAACAGUGAGGUUAUCAUAUGGCAGAUUUGCAACGAAGGCAAAGCCCCGAUUGGCAAGAUUAAUGUUUGUCGGGAAGCCAAAGUACUGUUGAUGCAAUGUUGGGCCCUCAAACCGCACGACCGCAAACCGUUUGUGGACGUGCUCAAGAGCUUGGAGUCCAUGCCGAGGAAAGCCCUGAGGCGCAGUCCGUCGUUCCCUGUUUGCAAAAGUUUUGAGUCUAUUUUCUAG